Aspergillus ibericus CBS 121593 is the source of this 360-nucleotide messenger RNA. RefSeq names its product cysteine-rich PDZ-binding protein. The transcript has 3 exons. Gene Ontology annotation, biological process: cytoplasmic microtubule organization. NCBI's taxonomy places the organism in Eukaryota, Fungi, Ascomycota, Eurotiomycetes, Eurotiales, Aspergillaceae. Bases 1 to 360 code for a protein of 119 amino acids. Gene Ontology annotation, molecular function: microtubule binding. The record is from RefSeq and is a predicted model, not a curated record.
AUGGUCUGCACAAAAUGUCAAAAAAAGCUCAAACAAACCGAACUCGCCACUCCCGGCGUGAAACGUAAAACGGAGAUGUACUACGGCUCACCUGCAUCCAGCGCUGGGGAUAAGUCUAAGCCUACGUUGGGGAAUACGGGUGUUGGGAAGAGCAAAUUACUCAGUUCCAAGGCCAAGAAUCCCUACGCGGCGUAUUCGUCGUCCUGUGAUGUGUGUAAGACCAAGACAGAGCAGGGGAGGAAGUAUUGUCAGCGGUGUGCGUAUCAGAAGAAUGCUUGUCCGAUGUGUGGAAAAGGAUUGACGGGGGAUGCGUCGAAGAAUCAGCCGGUGAUCAAGGGGCAGAAGUUUAAUUUGAAAUGA